AUGGCAAAUCCAUAUGACCAGCUAGUUGAGGAAGAGUAUAUAGAUAUGGACAUCAGCUCUGCUACCUUCUUGUGCUACAACAAAUCUUCUCCCCCACAUUCAAGAGAAUUUGAGUUCCAAAUGUCUGCCCCACUUGAGAGAGAGACCAUCACCUCCCCUGCUGAUGAGCUCUUCUACAAAGGAAAGCUCCUCCCCCUCCACCCCCCACGGCGCUUACAAAUGGUUCAGAAGCUCCUGCAGAACUCCAACAUUCCUCCUGCCCAUGGAAAAAAUUUGGAAUCCUUCGAAGAGGGUGUCAUCACCACUACCACCAAUACUAACACUUCCACCACCACUCCAUUUGAGUCCUGCAACAUCUCGCCUGCCACUUCUUGCUUUGCAAGUGGAGAGCUCGAUGCAGAGGACUACUACUUUGAAUGCUCUACAGAGCUCGUCCAGUCCCACCCGAAGAAGUCUUGGUCUAAGAAGCUCAAGUUCAUGAGGCAGUCCUCCCUGAGUCUCAAGCUGAAAGCUUCGAAAGCUUUUCUCAAGUCUCUCUUCACGAAAUCCGGAUGUUCAGAUGAGAAACACGCGGUACCUGAAGUUAAAGAAUGCUCAAAUGGCCACCUGAAGUCAGGGAGAAAGAAGCCAUUUGGGCAAAUUCAGUGGGAAAAAGUUGCGCCUACACAUAACGAUGCUACUACAACUGUGAUUAGCAUCGAUGGAGAGAAGAUGAAAGAUGAGGAUUGCAGUCACAGGAGGUCUUUCUCAGGUGCCAUUAAGUGGCAUUCUCCAACCAAAUCCUCCUCUGCUUCUUCAUCAUGCUCUUCUUCCGACUCUUCCUCCUUCUCGAGCGUGAAUUCACAUGGAUUCUGCGGACCGCCAAUGCUGAAGAGGAGCAGCAGUGUAAAUUCAGACAUGGAGAACUCGAUCCAAGGAGCAAUUGCCUAUUGUAAGAAGUCUCAGCAGCUAGUUUCACCAAGAAAGUGUAAGUGA
Messenger RNA from Phoenix dactylifera (date palm), 975 nucleotides. Its product is annotated as putative membrane-associated kinase regulator 4. Gene Ontology annotation, cellular component: plasma membrane. Gene Ontology annotation, molecular function: kinase inhibitor activity. The record is from RefSeq and is a predicted model, not a curated record. Lineage: Eukaryota; Viridiplantae; Streptophyta; Magnoliopsida; Arecales; Arecaceae.